AUGGACAGCACACAUAGGAAACUUCAGCUAAAGUCAGAAGUGGGACUGAUGGAAGGAGUGUCCCUAAUUGCAGGGGUCAUGAUUGGUUCAGGGAUCUUCAUGUCUCCACAGACUGUACUACAAAACAUUGGUAGUCCUGGAGCUAGCCUAGCAAGCUGGGCAGGCUGUGGAUUGUUGUCAAUGCUGGCAACACUAAGCUAUGCAGAGCUAGGAACAGUGAUCCGUGAAUCUGGAGGUGAAUACAUCUACAUACUACGUACAUCUGGCAACUUGAUGGCAUUUGUAUUUGCCUUCACUUCUCUUGUGGUUGUGAGGCCAAGCAGCAAUACUGGAAUGGCUCUCAGCUUUGCUCAGAAUGCAGUUGCACCUUUCUAUGAAGACUGUCAACCUCCAACCCUGGUAGUGAAGUCUGUAGCUGCUUGUGGCCUUGUGCUCUUGGCCUUAGUUAACUGCCUGAGUGCGCGUGCUUCCAUUGCUAUCACCACAAUCCUUAUGGCAACUAAAUUCUUUGCACUGACUGUUAUUUCUAUUGGUGGUGUAAUGUUGCUUAUUCAAGGAAACACCAACAAUUUUCAAAAUGCAUUUGAGGGGACCAACCAUAGUGUUGGUGUAAUUGGAAUGACUUUCUAUCAGUGUCUGUGGGCCUAUGAUGGCUGGAACAACCUCAACUCGGUGACUAAAGAGCUUAAACGUCCUGAGCUUAAUUUACUGUUUUCUUUGCUUGAUGCAGUCCGAAAAUGUGACAGAUCCUGCAAACCCUAA
Clarias gariepinus (North African catfish) is the source of this 762-nucleotide messenger RNA. Its product is annotated as b(0,+)-type amino acid transporter 1-like. The record is from RefSeq and is a predicted model, not a curated record. The transcript has 3 exons. Gene Ontology annotation, cellular component: membrane. Gene Ontology annotation, biological process: amino acid transmembrane transport. NCBI's taxonomy places the organism in Eukaryota, Metazoa, Chordata, Actinopteri, Siluriformes, Clariidae. Gene Ontology annotation, molecular function: L-amino acid transmembrane transporter activity. Bases 1 to 762 code for a protein of 253 amino acids.